This is a messenger RNA of Malaclemys terrapin pileata, 4121 nucleotides long. RefSeq names its product tumor suppressor candidate 1 (gene TUSC1). The record is from RefSeq and is a predicted model, not a curated record. The transcript has a single exon. Bases 39 to 620 code for a protein of 193 amino acids. NCBI's taxonomy places the organism in Eukaryota, Metazoa, Chordata, Testudines, Emydidae.
GAGGCGGGCGGAGCCAGAGCAGCGAAGGCACAGCACGGAUGAGGCGCAUGCGCGGUGCUGGACGGCGCUGGAGCUGCGGGCCCGGCGCGGGCUCGCGGAGGGGCCGGGGGGCAGCCGUUGGCGGAGGCGAGGCGGCGUGCAGCUGGCGGGGCCUGGCGGGCGGCUCGCCGCAGCAGCUGGCGGAGCGAUACGCGGACUUGGCCGCCAGCCACAGCGAGGCGGUGCGGGCCCGCGAGGAGCGGGAGCGCCAGAACGUGCGGCUGCGGGACGAGAACGCGCGGCUGCGGCUGGAGAACCGCCGGCUGAGGCGGGAGAACCGCAGCCUCUUCCGCCAGGCGCUGCUGGGGCCCGGCCCGGAGCCCGACGCGCCGCCCCGCCCAGGCGCCGCCCCCGAGCAGCAGCAGCAGCAGCAGGAGGAGGAAGCGGCGCUCGCGGCCCAGCUGCGGCGGCUGCAGGAGAGGCACCGCCGGGCCCUGCAGCAGCUGCGGCGCCGCCGAGCCCAGGACGGGCUGGAGGAGGACGGGGAGCUGGACGAGCUGCUGCGGGAGUUGGACGGGGAGCAGCAACAGCCCCCGGGGCAGCAGCCGCCGGAGAAGAAGAGCCUGGUGCCGCCCCUAUAACCAGGGGGAGGCUGACGGGGCUCCGCAGUGGUUUGAGGACCCCCCCACAGCCAGGUCACUGGGGUGAGGAGCCCCUAUCACUCUCUCCAGCCCCCCUUUGCUACCUGAGGCGGACCCAGCCGGCUGCACUCUGGGGCCGCCUCAGAGCGGGGCUCCUCUGCCCCACAGGUUUUUGGGGUCCCAGAAGUAGGCAUGGGAGCUUUCUGCAGGAGAAGCCACAGCAUCUGGAGAGUUGGCAUCUGGAGGAGGCCCCAAGGAGCCCCACGCAGCAGGAGGGAAAGGGCCUCACAGCAGCAGGUGCCUCCUGCCCUUGGAUGUUGAGGAGAAGUUUGUCCUAGAGGGAGAAAUGGAUUCCGGACUUUGCCGCCUCCUGGCAUUGCCCUGUCUGCCUUCUCUGCUUUGAUUUGGACCUGUGUGUCUAGUUAUCUUUGUGCAGGAGUGAACAAAUCUCAUAGAGGCCAUAAUAGCCCUGUAGAUGACCCAACAAUGGCACACUUGUUAGCCUGCUACUAGUACCAAUGUAUAUCAGUUUAAAAAAAUGAAAAGUUUGUGUGCCAGAUUUAUUUUGACAGCACUUUAAAUGAUAGUUGAUAAUCCUCGGAAUCCUUCUGAAUUGAUUGGAUAUCAUCUGCAACUCCAUUCUCUGUGUAUCUUUGACUAUUGAUUUGUUCAUCCUUGUCUGUUGCAUAAUUGGUCUAGACAUGGCACUUCCAAUUCAUAAAACUACAGGUCAUACUAAAUAAAUCCUUGACACACCAAAAUGCUUCUACUAGAUGUGAUUUGUAAUAUGCAGUUGAAUAUAAUAUACACAUUAUUUGUUUUAUACUGUAAAUAGCUACUCUUCAAAGUUCUUAAAUUUUGGUACUGAGGUUUUUUCAAAAUUCUAAGAAACAAGCUACUCAAUCUUUCUGUUUUAAGUAAAAACUAUUUUUCACUUACAUAACGGAAACUAUUUUAGUUUCUAUUUGCUGUCUGAAAGACCAACCUUGUAAACAUAUAAGAGUAACAUUAUUUGCAUCGGUCGUCCCAUUGCCUUUAGUAGGAUUAAUCAGAUGAGGAAAGUUAGUGUUGGAUGCCAUGGUUUGUGGGAUGGGUCCCUAAAACUUAAUUACUAAACUUUUGACCAAGAUAAAGUAGUAUUUAUAUAACUUUUUUUUUAAAGAACAACAAUAAUAAAACACCCACACAACUUCAAACUUUGUUUGGAGUUAGAUGUAUUUAUGGGAAAAGAGGAAUACUUGUACCAACUUCACUAUUAUUGUUUUAUAUAAUUGAGGUUUAAAAUAGUCUGUGUCGCGUCCAGCAUACAAAUUUAAUUAUGAUAUAAAAUGUACAGUAUCAUUUGUUAAACCAAUAUCAGUGCAUAAAAAGCAUUUUAAUUUUUAGGGGAAUAUACCUGUUUAAUGUGAUAGGUCUAAAGAGCACCUCUGCUAUGCAGUUCAUCUUACUUAGUCUUUAAUGGGAAAUCUAGAAUGUCAGUUUCUGAAUGUCUUGUUUGCUCACUAGGUUGAAACUACCCUUACUAGCCAUUUUAAAUUGGCUAAUAAAAGUAUAUUAGUGAACUACAAUGGGUACAAAAAAUCAGUGACCUGUCCAAAUGUGUUUUCUAUUUAAAUAAAAGUUACUGUAUUCUGACCAUUCCCAAUAAAGUAGAUGUAUAAACUGAAAAUGAAAAGAGGGAUUUAGAAAGAAAAAUGCCCAAGCAACUUGUAUGGUUUAGCAGAAGAAUAGUAUAAUAUAGGCUUACAGUACUUGAGUAGAUGACCUUUUAAGGCCCCUUCCAGACCUGUGUUUCUAUGAUUCUGUGAGCAUGUAUUGUUGCAAUAUAAUGGUGGAAAACAUCUGAACACAGAUUUUAUUUCUUAAGACAAAAUAUUGCUGUAGGCAUUAGGGCCCUGAUUCCAUGAUUUCAUUCAGUGCUCUACAGUUUAUUCAUAGCAUGUUCCAUUUUGAAGACAGUCAAUCAAAUCAGAUAUUGCAGCUUGUAGAUGUCAGAUACAGUGAGGGCAGUUAAUUAUUGCCUUAAAGGAAGGUAUUUAAAUAUGAAAGAUAAGUUUAUAUAGCUGAUGCAUACUUUUUAAGAGAUUUAAUGGAUAAACAAAGUGAACUCAAACAGAAGGAUCAUUGGUUCUAAAAUGUAAUAUGUAUGUCUGGCCUGCAGCUUAGAAAGCUCAAACAAAAUUCACCCAGGAGCUUCUGUUCUAGUGGGACUCCGAUUCAUACUAGCGGUCUGCUGAAAUAUGUAAGUCUUUCAAGCAUUAUUUAACAUUGGUACUCUCAAAGGUCAAAUUUUUAGUUGGUAUAAAUUGUUAUUGACUUCAGGUCAGUUAUGAUAGUUUACACUAGCUAAGGAUCUACCCCUGUGGUUUUUGUUUGUUUUUGUUUUGUCUCUUGCUAUUAGAACACUUUGGCUGAAGAUUGAUGAAAAGAUGACUGCUGUUGGAUUACCAGGAUCACUAAGAGCUGCAAGAGCAGGCCCUUAACAAUUUUCAAUAUUAAAAUUAUCCUUUAAUACCAUAGCAACAGUAACUUGUUUCUGGCUCUAGUGCGAUAUAAUGUACAUUAAAAUCCUUGUGGUCAUCACAGGUACAAGAAAAAUUUUGAUAAUGUUUUUCAUGUUAGAACUCACAGCAUCAAGACUAAGGUGAUGGGAAGGAAUGUUAGUUUUAUAGAAUACCUAACCUUCCCUCUUUCUAAACUUGCUUGGUCUUUCUGUUUUGAUCCUCUUAGUCCUAUAUCUCUGGUUCUGCUCUCACUCUCAGUAAUUCAGACUUUAGAUGUCUACUCAGGACCAGAAAUCAUAGUUGUCUUAGACCUUACAUCUUUUACUUAAUUAGACUUAAACAUGGGAGUUGAUCUACCACUGUCUCCAGAGCGUUCCCAGUGUUCAUCCUUCUUUUGAUCUACUUGCUGUGGAAUCCUUAGUUGUCUUUUAUUGCGCCUGGCGUUGGCUAUUGCACUUCCACAUUUAUGUUCUUGUUGAAUACCUGCUCUUUUACUAAGUAUUUUUUUUGGGGGGGUGGAGGGGGAGGAGUUGCAGAAUGUGGUCUCCAAACUAUUUUCUGUAAAUAAAGCUGUACCACCCCCAUUUUCUCCUCAUCUUCACUAAUUUAUUUUUCAUACAAUUAAAAAUUGCCCUCCUGGUUUUCAAAACUUGAUUAUAUAUCCUUCUAGUUUCCUUUCCUCCAUGCCUCCCUCAAGUAUUUGGCGGGGAAAGUUGCUUACUCAUUUUGGUUGCCAUAAUAAUCUGUAACUCCCUGAAUCAGUGAAUCACUUCCCUCUUUUUAAAUCCCUCUUUAGAACAAAACGCACACGCUGUUUUUGUUUUGUUUUGUUUUGUUUUUUGGCUGCCUUAUGAUUCACACCUUGUAUUUUGUAGUACCAUGUAUGAAGAAGUUAGAGGAAAAUCAGACUUCUAUAAUCGUAGGGAUUUUUCCCAUACUUAUUUAGGCGUCUUCCUGUUUCUCUAUAAAUAUUGAUCAGAAUAAAUAAUGAACUUGA